ACAUUCUGGUGCACUCACCAUUCCAGAUGGUGACGGUAAUGCACCAAAUCGUGAUUUGCCAACCGCCAAUAAACCUUAAAAAAAAAAGAAGAAGAAGAAGACGAAAAAGAAGGCGAAGAAGAAGAAGGAGGAGGCGAUGUAGGCGGAGGGCUUCUGCUUCGUAGCAGACCUCUUAAAUACUAAGGGUCAAAGUGCUGGUCUGGAUUUUCGUCGCCGUUUCCGCGUAGUUAGUGUCAAUAUGCUCCGCACGGUGAUCACUGCGUCUCUACCAAGGCUGUCUCGAGUGCUAACUUGUCUCUAUUCGGCCUCCGCCAUUCCGAAACCAAACACACAGCCCGAAGUCCAUUACAACAAGCUCUUCAUCAACAAUGAUUGGCAGGAUGCUGUAAGUGGGAGAAGCUUCCCUACAAUCAACCCAGCAACUGGUGAGGUUAUUUGCCAGGUUGCUGAGGCCGACAAGGCUGAUGUGGACAAGGCAGUGAAAGCAGCACGCAACGCCUUCAAGCUGGGGUCACCAUGGCGACGAAUGGAUGCCUCUGACCGUGGGCUGCUGCUCAACCGUUUGGCAGAUGCUAUUGAGAGGGAUGCUGCCUAUCUAGCGGAACUGGAGACACUUGACAACGGGAAACCAUAUGCCAUUGCCUAUAGUGUGGACCUGCCCAAUGUGGUGAAAUGUCUGAGGUACUAUGCAGGCUGGGCUGACAAAUGGGAGGGGAAGACCAUUCCAAUAGAUGGGGAUUAUUUUUGCUAUACCAGGCAUGAGCCUAUUGGAGUCUGUGGACAAAUCAUACCGUGGAACUUCCCCCUCUUGAUGCAGGCCUGGAAGCUUGGGCCCGCCCUAGCGACUGGUAAUACUGUGGUGAUGAAGGUUGCAGAGCAGACACCGCUCACUGCACUCUAUGUAGCCAGCCUUAUUAAAGAGGUGGGAUUUCCGGAAGGUGUGGUGAACAUUCUCCCUGGCAUGGGGUCAUCAGCUGGUGCUGCCAUUGCUGCGCAUAUGGAUGUUGAUAAAUUGGCAUUCACUGGGUCAACAGAGGUUGGUCAUCUGAUUCAGCAAGCUUCAGGCAAAAGUAACCUGAAGAAAGUCACCCUGGAGCUUGGGGGAAAGAGUCCAAAUAUCAUCAUGUCUGACGCCAAUAUGGAGGAUGCAGUGGAGCAGUCCCACUUUGCUCUGUUUUUCAAUCAAGGCCAGUGUUGCUGUGCUGGGUCUCGAACCUAUGUUCAGGCAGACAUCUACGAUGAAUUUCUGGAGCGUAGUACUGUGCGGGCCAAGAGACGAGUGGUGGGAGACCCCUUCAACCUCAACACUGAGCAGGGACCCCAGGUGGAUGAGGAGCAGUUUAAGAAGAUUCUCGGCUACAUCAGCAGUGGAAAGAGAGAGGGAGCCAAGCUAAUGUGUGGAGGUGGUGAAGCUGCAGACAGAGGGUAUUUCAUCCAACCGACCAUCUUCGGAGAUGUCCAGGACAACAUGACCAUUGCAAGGGAGGAGAUCUUUGGCCCAGUGAUGCAAAUCCUGAAGUUUAAAACGCUGGAGGAAGUAGUGGAAAGAGCUAAUGACACGAAAUACGGCCUGGCAGCAGCUGUUUUCACAAGAGACAUUGAUAAGGCUCACUAUAUCUCUAACAGACUCCGUGCUGGAACUGUCUGGAUCAACUGCUAUGAUGUGUUCGGGGCCCAGGCUCCCUUUGGAGGCUACAAAGCUUCAGGAAACGGCAGAGAGUUGGGGGAGUAUGGUCUGGACAACUACACAGAGGUCAAAACGGUGACCAUCAAGGUGCCUCAGAAGAACUCCUAGACUGGUCUCCAUUUCUCCUGCCAUGAAGUGCCAAGCCAGCUAAGAGUAGAGAUGGGUUUCUUGCUGUUGUCUGCUCUACACCACAAAUGAAGGAGAUAUACUGAACAUGACAACCAGUCAUGUCAGUCUUGGGUCCUUGACACAAUGGUUAACGUUCAUGGCAUGCGGGAAAAAAUUAAACAUCGUAAAACAGUCUGGCUGUCAUGCAUUAAAUGCUCUGUAACCUUACUUCUCUUACUUUCUUUUUUUGCAUCAUAACCAUAUUUUUAGGAUAAAUGUGUCAAAACAUGAAAAAUUUAUCAAGUCUAGGACAUGUAGAUUGAUCUUUCAAUGCUUACCAUCUACUUCAUUACUUAAUACUGAUGUUAUUUUUGUCUUCCUUCCUGUGAAAAUGAGAUGUGAAACAAAUUAGGGCAAUAAAGGAUCUUAAAGCUC
Lampris incognitus (smalleye Pacific opah) is the source of this 2230-nucleotide messenger RNA. Its product is annotated as aldehyde dehydrogenase, mitochondrial-like. The transcript is spliced from 13 exons. NCBI's taxonomy places the organism in Eukaryota, Metazoa, Chordata, Actinopteri, Lampriformes, Lampridae. The record is from RefSeq and is a predicted model, not a curated record. The coding region runs from base 239 to 1795 and encodes 518 amino acids. Gene Ontology annotation, molecular function: aldehyde dehydrogenase (NAD+) activity.